Messenger RNA from Ilex paraguariensis (yerba mate), 2282 nucleotides. Lineage: Eukaryota; Viridiplantae; Streptophyta; Magnoliopsida; Aquifoliales; Aquifoliaceae. The record is from the annotation of a GenBank genome assembly.
AACUCUCUGAACAUUUGAUCCAAAACUCAGUUAUUCUCCGAAAUGAAGCUUACUGUGAAGACUCUCAAGGGCAGCCACUUCGAAAUUAGGGUUCAACCCACUGACACCAAUCCACAUGCUAUUCCUUCGUUAGUGUGCUGUAGUAUUGGAUGACCUAUUCAGAUGAUUGUUCGUGGAUGAUUGAACUUCAACUUCAAAUAAUACUAGAUCAUGGUGGUUAAGAAAAACAUUGAAGAUAUACAAGGGAAAGACAAUUAUCCAUGUGGGCAGCAAUUGCUGAUUCACAAUGGGAAGGUCUUAAAAGAUGAAAGUACACUGGCAGAGAACAAGGUCACUGAAGAUGGAUUUCUUGUUGUCAUGCUUAGCAAGAGUAAACCUUUGGGAUCAAGCGGGACAUCAUCCACACAGCCUGCUUCCACAAUUGCACCAACUUCAAGUCCUGCUCCUACUCCUGCUCCUGAAGUUCCUUUACAACCACCGGCCUCUGAGAGUGCUGCUUCUGAUUCUUUGGUGGCUUCAACUAGACCUUCUGAUACAUAUGGUCAAGCUGCUUCCAGUUUAGUUGCUGGUAAUAAUCUUGAGCAGACUAUUCAACAAAUAAUGGAUAUGGGCGGUGGCAAUUGGGAUAAAGAAACUGUUACCCGUGCACUUCGAGCUGCUUACAACAAUCCAGAGAGAGCUGUGGAUUACUUAUAUUCUGGUAUUCCAGAAACAGCAGAAGUUGCAGUUCCAGUGGCUCGUUUUCCUGCAAAUCAGGCAACUAGUGGUGUCAAUCCCAUUACUGAAACAGGUGCAGCUCUUGCACCUGUCUCCGGGGCACCAAAUUCUUCUCCCUUGAAUUUGUUUCCUCAGGGGACACUUUCUGGUGCAAGUGGUGUUGGUCUUGGAUCCCUUGAUUUCCUUAGAAACAACCAACAGUUCCAAGCGUUGCGUUCAAUGGUGCAAGCAAAUCCACAAAUUUUGCAGCCCAUGCUUCAGGAGCUUGGAAAGCAAAACCCUCAACUUUUAAGACUGAUUCAGGAACACCAUGCAGAGUUCCUUCAAUUAAUAAAUGAACCUGUUGAAGGUUCUGAAGGGGAUUUGCUUGAUCAACCUGAGCAGGACAUGCCUCAUGCCAUUAGUGUCACACCAGCAGAGCAGGAAGCCAUUGAACGACUUGAGGCGAUGGGGUUUGAUAGAGCCCUUGUUAUUGAGGCCUUUUUAGCCUGUGACCGCAAUGAGGAAUUGGCUGCUAACUACUUGUUGGAGAAUGCUGGAGAUUACGAAGACUGAGUAAUAAACCUCAAUUUUGCAAUCUCAGAUUUUGAUUCAGCAUCUUUCUUUUCUUCCAUUGGGUCUGGGUGUUUGUGAAAUUCUCCUUAUUUAUGGUUUGGAUUUGUUUCUUUGGUUGGGAUUCACCUUUUCUCUAUUGGUUUUCCUAAUUAAGUAGCAAGGGUUGGGUUGGUUGAGGUGACCUAGAAUAUAUUUCUCAUAUAAAACCAAAAAGCUUCUUCGCCUAACGGGAAAAAAAUGUAGUUUUUUAUGACACUUCAUAGAGCAAGAAUCAAAUGACAUUUCAAAAAAUUAUAUAUUUCAUUUUAGUCAUACAUUUUAUGCGUGUAGCCCUUCUAACAAGCUUCAUAGGAGGAAAGAAAUAUGGCUUUUCCCUCAAAUAUUUGGCUAAUGUGUGGUCAUACAAGAGGCUGUCGAUCUUCAUUUUCCAUAUCGUCCUUUUGUGAUAGAGAUUUGUCUCUUUCUUACAACGUAGUUAUCAGACCUUAUUAUUUUGUCAUGGAGGGAAUCAUAGUCCUUUCUUUUAGUACAUCUAAUUAUGGUUUGAUUUCCCUGGUUGUGAGUGUCAAUCUUCUUGGAUAAUUAAAACCCUCCUUCCGUCACUUCAAAAACUUUCUGUGAGUGGUCAACUCGCACUAUCUUAUCUUUUUUUCUGCCAACAUUUCAUUCCCAUGAAAACAUUCUCCCCCACUUGCUUGAAAAUCCUUACACUGAUUUUUAUAUCAUGAAUGAUCCAUGGUCAUUGGUGUUGGAAACUAGUGCAAAUUUGUUUUGGUUUGCUAGAUCUACUGAAUCUGGUGUGCCAUUUCGUGCUUAACAGGGCUUUGAGGAGAGAGCUUCUUUUCACAUGUUUAUUUUAUAUUAGACUCUUGGUGGAUAGAUGAUUAGUGGGAGAUUCAACUUCAUUUGUUGCAGAUACUUGUAAGAACUGUGUUCAUUGGAUUAAUCAUGACCCCCAGGUUUUUUUUAAUAAUUAAAAAACUACUAUUAUUCUUCUUUUUUGGUCUGAA